AAAGGGUGACAUCCAACUUCCCACAAUACCAUUCUGGACAUGUCCACCUGCACCGCUACCAGUUGGUGCCACCCAGACUGCAUCUGAUUUCCAUGGCGACACCCUCCAUUCCUGUGGUAAUGCCUGAUAUCUUCAUGCACCCACAUCUGCAAGUGUUUCCUCAUCAUGGUCUGCGGGGAAUGCAAAGCCAUGUCACAAUGCACAGGGGCUACCAGGACCUGCUGCACCUGGAGGAUCAGUUCAGUGAUUUAAACCAUGGAGCAUCGCAAAGCACCAUUGAGAGGUACACCUUCCUGCACAAAUAUGAGAAGAGGACGCUGGAGACCUGUGAGGAAGGGAAGGAGGCGGCUGAGGUGGAGGAGAAAUGCACAAUAUGUCUGUCACCUUUAGAGGAAGGGGAAGAUGUCAGGCGCCUUCCAUGCAUGCACCUCUUCCACCAGAUUUGUGUGGACCAAUGGUUGGCCACCAGUAAGAAAUGUCCCAUCUGUCGAGUGGACAUUGAAGCCCAGCUUCCUGUCGACACCUAACUGCCUGGAAAUAACAGAAGGAUUUGGUGUCAAGUUCCCUGAUAAUUCUGGACUUUGGGAGUUUAAAUCUGGAAACUGUGUGGAGUCCUCAGCUUGCACUGACUGGAUUCGAAGAGAUCGAACAAUAUUUGGACCCAGGUCUUCUCUGCCAAUGUUAACCCUGACACACAUUGUGCUCCCUGAAAUACCAGCAUCUCAUCCACAAAUGAAAGGGCCAUUACCUUAAAACAAUCAAAACUCACUGCUUUGACCAGAUAGCACCUCCAGAUCAGCCUAGCAUGGGAACAGAAGAAAUUCCAAACCAAGAUCAGACCAAAGGAUACUGAGAUACUGUCUAUUACUAUUGUCCAUAAGAGCUUUUUCUGAUCAUCAGCGGUUACCAGGCCAUGUAACUCUGCACUGACUGGAGUUUCAAAAGUCCCCACAGAAAUAAACAUCUGGCUGUAUUGCAAA
Rhincodon typus (whale shark) is the source of this 980-nucleotide messenger RNA. RefSeq names its product E3 ubiquitin-protein ligase RNF165-like. Gene Ontology annotation, molecular function: ubiquitin protein ligase activity; zinc ion binding. The transcript is spliced from 6 exons. NCBI's taxonomy places the organism in Eukaryota, Metazoa, Chordata, Chondrichthyes, Orectolobiformes, Rhincodontidae. The coding region runs from base 93 to 527 and encodes 144 amino acids. The record is from RefSeq and is a predicted model, not a curated record.